Messenger RNA from Clonostachys solani, 1509 nucleotides. Lineage: Eukaryota; Fungi; Ascomycota; Sordariomycetes; Hypocreales; Bionectriaceae. The record is from the annotation of a GenBank genome assembly.
AUGGCACUUCAAUUCAUGCAAAAUAUGAAGAAGUCCUUCCUCGACAUACUGGCCGAUAUCGACUGGGAUGGCUCGGCUCCUCGCCUAAUUGAGCUUCGAGCCCCGCAGAAGCGGGACGAUGCCCAACCCUCGUUAAAUAGCCUGGGGAAUGAACUGAUCACCAUCAUCUUCGACAUGGUCUGUACUGAAAGUCCGAGAUCUAUGAAGAAUCUCGCACUGGUUAGUUCGCACUACUACCAUGCAACGCGGUAUGCUCAGCAUCGAGAGAUAUGCCUCAACAUAUCAGAGAGCAACAGAGAGCAGCUUCAAAAGCGGCUUGCAUAUAUCGUGAAAAGUGGAUUGUCGCCAGCUAUUCGACGCAUUGACGUGCGAGGUGACGAGCACCGUGAAAACGUCGAUGCCGUAGUUCAGCUCCUGCAAAAGACCACGGGAUUGAGGGACCUAGAAUGGUUGAACGACGGCCCCCCCGUUUCGUCGAUCGGUGUUCCUGAGCAGGUCAUUGCUGCCCUUCGCCCCAUGAAGCUGGUGCGCCUCCAUACCAAUCUCAAACAAGAGAUAGCCGUGCUACUUAAGCCGAUACCGAAAUUCAUUGCCCCUCUUCAGGCGGGGAGUGACAAUUUGUAUUCGAUUAGGAUGUGCUUGGCUACCAACGGAGAUGACAGCUGCAAAAAGAUGACCCAGAUCUUGAAGCGGAUACUCUUGUCCAGCCCCAAUAUUCGCAAGCUUGCCAUCGAUCUUGGCACUUGGAGACGUGGUUGUGUCAUACGCCCGUUGCGUAGAUAUGUCGGCCUUGGAUUUGUGGAUGGUGAGCGACCUCCAGCGCUAGAGGAGCUGGAACUGCAUCAUUACACUUUUGGGUAUGAAAUUCAGCCCGAAGAUAAAAUGCGAGGAUUCAGAGGCCUUGAAGAUUAUCCUGGCAAGGGCAGAGAGACGGAUUACUGGGUUGAGACAUUUGACUGGUCCAGAUUAAGAAAGCUAUGGACCCGAGACUGGCACUUUGCCUUGGAGCUGGCACCAAAGCUCAUUUCGCUUGACGAGGCCUCGCUUGGACGAGACACACAAUGGAGCGACUUUCCGGGGUUUUACAGGGCGGUCCCCAGUGUUCUCAGUACCAUCAUACUUCCCAGCUUUAUUUCACUAGGGGUCGAGGGAAUCAUUGAACAUGCUUCUAAACUGAAAUCUCUUCAUCUUCAUCAAGACCAGUCACAUCUCUGGGCAGAAGAAUCUAUCGACGCACCAUCCCUGCGCAAAAUUCAAGAGGAAUGUCCUCUUAUUGAGGAGCUGGAGCUUGAUAUCAACAGGAAAGAUGAUUGGCCGUACGAUAUUCUCGAUAUCAUUGCAGGGUUCCGGAAACUGCGAAGCUUGACAAUAUGGUUUGAGCUGUGCUUGCCUGGCCGGUCUGCUAUCUUCAUUCAGCCCCCCUUGACCUACUCUGCUGUCGAGAAAAUUCUUUCCGCCGCUGAAAGAGCUAAAAAUUCACUCCGGGACCCUAAGCUCAAGGCCGAGUAG